This is a messenger RNA of Moneuplotes crassus, 5402 nucleotides long. The record is from the annotation of a GenBank genome assembly. NCBI's taxonomy places the organism in Eukaryota, Ciliophora, Spirotrichea, Euplotida, Euplotidae.
AUUCAAUGACCUUUUGGAGGCAUUACAAAGCUUUAUGAGUAAAGAACUUUUAUCUGUACAAAAGAAAUUGGAAGGGAUCACUCUGUGAAAUACUCCUUCCCUUGUUCAUGAUCCUGAUGCUGCUAGCACUGAGAUUUGCUAUUUCGAAGGAGACUAAAGGGCCUGAUAGCCUUCUGGAUUCUGGUUAUCUCUGGUAUGACCAAGGCUCUACAACUGCUAACAAAGAGUUUGCAGACUAUUCAAUCUUUCCAAAUGAUACCACUUGGUUCAAUUAUUGCUUUGAUAGAGACGAUACUCCUGAUAGAAACUACAUUGCUCUGGCUCCUUCUGGAAAUACUAUCAUCAAUAAUAUCAAGGCAAGGCUUGAGGCUGAUUUUGGAAGUACAUACAAUCUUACGGUGAAGCUCUAUGCUUCAAGAGAUGAAAUCAUCAACACCAUCAAAAGCUCUACAUAUGAAAAAGAUGAUAUUCCAGGAAUCUGAUUUGGUGCUGCUUUCACAGAGGCAACUGCUGACAAGGUCACAGUAAAUAUGAUCUUUGAUGAUAUGGUGAGUGAUCGAAACGAUGACCCUAAUAUGCCAAACCAAGACUUACCACCAGCUGAUGAUUUUCAAAGAGGUCCAAAUGAAGAUGCUUUUGGGCAAUACAAGACUGGUGGGUACACAUAUCUCCAAAAUAUUAUCGCAAAUGAGAUUCUGAUGAAUACAAGAGGAGCUGGAGCUUACAUUUCGAUGCUUUAUACAGGGAUGAAGACCAAUGUCUACAACAAAGAUGACUUUCCAGAGCAAGUUGCAGAUUUAUGGCCAAUGGCAAUGAUGCUUCUAUUUUUAGCACCAAUGUACCGGCUAUUGUUUAACUGCACUCAAGAAAAGGGCACAAAAAUGAGAGAAGCAAUGAAAGUAAUGGGCUUAACAGAUCUCCCAUAUUGGUGUUCCUGGCUGACUUACUAUACCCUUAUAAAUACCAUCUUGUGCUUGGGAAUGAUGCUACUCUUAAUCCCAGUCACUGAAUAUUCGAACAAAUUCUUAAUUUUCCUAUAUUUCUGGCUAUAUGGAAUGAGUUUAUUCGGUUAUUGCGUACUUAUUAUGGCCUUCUUCUCUUCUCCAAAAACUGCUGGAUUAGUUGGAACAAUGCUAUUUUUCGCUCUAUCUUUCGUGAACCAACUGGUGAAUGAUAGAACUGUCUCUGCUACUACCAAGAACCUCGCCUCAAUCUUUCCUUCACUUGCUGUUCAGCUUGCAAGCACGAAUUUGCUUGCUUAUGAGGAAGCUGGAAUAGGAAUUUUAUUUGGAAAUGCAAAUGAGUCAUACCAAAAUUACAAAUUUGCUACGUCCCUAUGGAUGAAUACGUUAUCAUUUUUCAUUUUUACAAUUCUUGGAAUUUAUCUUGAGAACGUCUUGCCUUCAACUGCAGGGGUACGUAAACCUCUAUGGUUCCCAUUUACUAAGUCAUUCUGGUUUGAUACUAAGAAGAAUACUCCUGCUGAGGAAGAGGAAGCUAGCGUCUCACCAAGGAAAACAAGCAAUAAAGUCCGAGACUCAUCAGAUCUUGAAGCCGGUUCUGAAGAAUGUUUAGAAAUAAGCGCAGAUAACUUUGAAGAAGUACCAGAAAAUCUUAGAAGGAAAGAAGAUGAUCAAGAGUUUGUGAAGAUCUCCAAUCUGAAGAAAAAGUUUGAAAAAUUUUGGGCUGUAGAUGGACUCAACAGUGAAAUGUAUGAAGAUCAAAUUUUUGCCCUUCUUGGACAUAAUGGAGCUGGUAAGACAACAACUAUCAAUAUGCUUUGCGGUAUGAUUGCUCCAACAAGUGGGAAAGCAUCUAUAUACGGAUAUGAUAUUACUCAAGACAUGAAAUCAUUAAGAAAGAUCAUGGGUUACUGACCUCAGCACAAUAUUUUGUUCCCAAAGCUUACUGUUGCUGAACAUCUUAGAAUCUUUUCAGAAUUUAAAGGAAAACCCAGAUCAGAAAUUACGGAAGAAAUAGAAGAAAUUUUAGAAGAUCUGAACAUGAUAGAUAAACGUGAUGUACUAUCAAUGAAUCUGUCUGGAGGAUACAAGCGCAAGCUUUCCCUUGGCAUUGCUCUUGUUGGUGGGUCAAAAAUAGUCUUUCUCGAUGAGCCAUCAAGUGGUAUGGAUGUAACUGCAAGGCGUGAAAUGUGGGACAUGUUAAAGAAAUACAAGAAUAAUAGAAUCAUCAUUCUAACCACACACUACAUGGAAGAAGCUGACAAUUUGGGUGAUCGUAUUGGAAUAAUGUCUCAGGGUAAGAUGCUGUGUUGUGGUAGACCAGAGUUCUUGAAGAACAGAUUUGGAGAAGGAUUCAAUUUGGUAAUUGUUAAGGAAGAGCGUAAAGACAACCAUAAGCUUGAAGAAUUUAUACUAAAUUCUAUUGAGGGUUCUAAGAAAGUAUCAGAAGUCAGCUCGGAAGCAACUUACUUACUUCCAAAAGAUUCCACAAAUAAAUUCCCAGAGUUUUUCAAAGAAUUUGAUAGCAAAUUGGGACAUCUUAAAGUUAAUUCUUAUGGAGUAUCUACAACAACUUUAGAAGAAGUUUUCUUAAAAGUUGAGAAUUCGGGUAAAGAAGAAGACGAAAAAGUUAUUGAAAAGAUAAAAAAGAGAAUGACGUCAGAGUAUAAUCCAGAUUCAGAAUAUUCGAUGGCUAAGGAGCAAAUAGAAGGUCCAAUUCAAAUUUUCUUCCUACACUUGUGGGCUCUCCUUAUCAAGAGAUUUCUUCUGUCGAAAAGAAACAUUAAAGGGCUAGUUAUUGAAAUCUUUGUUCCUUUUAUUCUGAUUCUAGCCGGAUAUUGGAUGGCUACAGUGCAGUUUUACAAAGAUUCUGCACAGAGAAAUCUUGAUCCAAGUUUAUUCCCCUUAGACCAGAGAGUUAUCUAUAAUACCUAUACAACUGGAGGACAUAACUCUGCUGAUUUAAUUAGUCUGUUAGAUCCUUCAAGUAACUUUACAACAGCUGAAAUAACUACUUCAGGAUCAAGUGAGAGAGCUCAUCUUCAAAAUUUUGAUGAACAAAUUUAUAAUGCUUCUCUUCUGCAACCAUUCUCACCAUACAGAUAUGGACACUACUUCUUUAAUUCAUUAGACUACACUAAUCAUAGAUAUGAAGUAGCCACUUUGUUCAAUACUACAAGCCAGGAUGCAGCUGUUGCUUUUCCUCACUUUAUCUAUGAAGCGAUACUCAAGAAAUCUAUCAGUUCUACUUUCAAUUAUACAAUGAUAAAUGACCCAAUGCCUAUAGUCCAGGUCUAUAAGGAUCAGGAGAAAGGAGGCAAUUCAUUGUUUUUAGGUCUUGUUCUUUCUAUUGGCCUUGCAAUGAUUCCUACCAGUGUCAUUGGGUUUUUGAUUCAUGAGAGAUCAAGGAACUUAGUCCAUCAGCAAACGAUUAGUGGAAUGAGCAAGUUUUCAUACUGGAUUUCAAAUUACUUCUUUGAUAUUAUCAAAGUCUUUAUUCCAGUCAUAUUUGCAAUUAUUUUCAUGUACAUUCUCAAUGUAGACUAUCCUUAUGCUUGGCUAUUGCUACUUCUUUAUCCUUUUGCUAUUGUUCCAUAUACUUAUGUGACUUCCUUUAUAUUUACUGAGGAAGGGCCAGCUCAAAACUUUACUAUUUUGCAUCACUUUUUCAUCUCAGGGUUUUGCCCAAUAGUCAUAUUUGUUCUCAGGCUGAUUAGAUCUACUUCAGAUUUUGGAGAUGUUAUCAUGUGGUUCCCAAGAUUCUUACCAUCUUAUAAUACAGUUGGAGGAAUUAUUGUAAUAGCAAUGAAGGAUCUAUUGGCUAAUGAUAGAAAAGAAAAGGCUCCUGGGCCUCUCUCAUUUGACGCUGCUGGAGGAGACCUCAUUCUUUUAAUCUUCCAUGCAUUCUUUUGGCCAAUCAUGCUUAUCUUAAUUGAAAAAGGAUUCUUUGAUUUUCUGAGAAAGAAAGGAAAAUCCAUUGAAGAAGAGGAAGAAAUUCUUGAUAAUGAUGUCCUUAAAGAACGAAAUAGAGUAGAAGAAACUUCAGAAUCAGAGCUUGCUGUUAAAGUCAGCCAUUUAAGAAAAGUCUAUGGAAACAAUGUUGCAGUGAAAGAUGUAUCCUUUGGGUUGGAGUUUGGAGACUGCUUUUGCCUUCUCGGAGUCAACGGAGCUGGAAAAACUUCUACUUUCAAAAUGCUCACUGGUGAUAUUGUUCCAACUAAAGGAGACUCAUAUAUCUGUGGAAAUAAUGUUAAUAGCAAUUUCUCAGAAGUAAGAAAGCAAAUAGGGUAUUGCCCUCAGUUUGACUGUAUUUUCGAUAUGAUGACAGUAAGAGAGCAUCUUGAGUUUUACACUAAGAUCAAGAAGAUUCCUAAAGAAUAUACUUCUAAAUUGAUCUCAGAACAGUUGAAGAGCAUGAAUCUAGAACAGUAUGAGAACAAGCUUGCAGGAACAUUGUCUGGAGGAAAUAAAAGAAAGCUCUCAGUAGCCAUGGCAAUGAUUGGCAAUCCACCAGUAGUAUUUUUGGAUGAACCUUCUGCAGGCAUGGAUCCUAAAGCCCGAAGAUUUAUGUGGGAAGUCAUUGCAAAGAUUUCUACUAGAGGUAAAAAUUCUGCUGUCAUCUUGACAACUCACUCGAUGGAAGAAGCAGAGGCUCUUUCAACCAGCAUGGGAAUUAUGGUUGGUGGACAAUUCAAAUGCUUUGGGUCAAAACAGCACAUUAAAAAUAAGUUUGGAACUGGGUAUCAAGUGGAAGUCAAAUUCAAGGGACUAAACACCAAAGAUGUGGAAAAUAAAAUUGAAUCUAUCGAGCUUGUCCAAUUCCUAAGAGAUAAGUAUCCUGCUUCAUGCAAAAUUGAGAAUAUCAAAAAUAAUGAGGAAAUAAUGCUUAAUGAAGAAGCUUGUCGAGCAGUAUUAAAAGAAUGACUCAUCAGUCCUCAGACUUUGGAUGAAUUUAAUGAUGAAGGCUUUGGAUAUGAGAUUUGCAAAGCACUUAAAGAAAGAGGAUUCUAUUCAGCAAGUGAGCUGAUAAAAUGGGAGCACAUCACUAGAAAUAAUCUUGAAACAGUUAAAACACUAGUAUCUGAAUUUGGAGAAGUUCAACUUGUUGAAAAGACUUACCUUAGGUAUUCUGUCGAAAAGAAAGACAAGUCUAUUGGAUAUUUCUUUGGACUUCUAGAAAAUCUCCGCAACAAGCUAGAUUUGGAUGAAUAUUCAGUAUCUCAAACAACAUUAGAGCAGAUAUUUAACGGAUUUGCAAGAUCUAAGGACCAUGAAAUAGCUCAGAGAAUAUUUACCAAGCCAGAAAUGGAGGAUUCAGGAGGAGAAUACCAGAGCUCCUCAUCUUCUGAUCGGAUUUUAAAGAACUCCGAGAGCAGAAAUAGACUAAAAAAUUUAGUUCAGAAAUCUGCAACUUCUGAUCUCGCUGACGAAGAAGAAUAA